This is a messenger RNA of Pyricularia grisea, 2022 nucleotides long. RefSeq lists its product as uncharacterized. Gene Ontology annotation, biological process: carbohydrate metabolic process; N-glycan processing. The transcript is spliced from 2 exons. Lineage: Eukaryota; Fungi; Ascomycota; Sordariomycetes; Magnaporthales; Pyriculariaceae. The record is from RefSeq and is a predicted model, not a curated record. Gene Ontology annotation, cellular component: Golgi membrane; endoplasmic reticulum. Bases 146 to 1945 code for a protein of 599 amino acids. Gene Ontology annotation, molecular function: calcium ion binding; mannosyl-oligosaccharide 1,2-alpha-mannosidase activity.
UUUGCUUCCAUUUAAAAGCUACGGUAUCUUUGUCGCCCCAUUUGCACAAACCAUUGUCCUGGCUUGUACUAUAAUUCCGGGACAUUCGGCGGUCCUUUGGGGCUAGAAAUAUCAGACUCUACCUGAAACCCGCUGCACCUUGGCCAUGUUGUCUUUACGGCGUUGGCGACCUUUGACCCUGGUGACAGUCGUCUGGUUCGUAGCAUGUUGGUAUUUUCUGCGAAGCCCGUCGGAUUCACCUCAACUUCCAAAUGACACCAAGCAGACGGAGUCGGUGAGGUGGCAAAGACGUCCGGAGAGGCAUCCUGUGGCAUCACUCCGGUCACUUCCGCCAAUUCCAACACCAGCCCCAACCAUUCCACACAUUCAAAAGACCCAACCGGACGAAAAUGCCGAGGCCAAGGCGGUGCGGCUGCAGCGCCUGGCAGCCGUCAAGGAGAGUUUCCAGCACAGUUGGGGCGGUUACAAAGAGCACGCAUGGCUCCACGACGAGGUUUCGCCCAUCAGCGGUGCCGCGGUCGACCCUUUUGGCGGGUGGGCGGCGACGCUCGUCGAUUCAUUGGAUAUCCUGUGGAUCAUGGGCCUAAAGAGCGACUUUGAGUCCGCCGUCAACGCGGUGGGCAAGAUCGAUUUUGGCAGGGCCGAGGGCCGGACCAUCAACAUCUUUGAAACGACGAUCCGGUACCUGGGCGGGUUCCUGGCGGCGUACGAACUUAGCGGCCACAAGUACCCUGGGCUGCUCACAAAGGCCGUCGAGGUGGGCGACUUGAUCAUGUGCGCGUUCGACACGCCGAACCGCAUGCCCAUCUCGCGGUGGAACUUGGCGGCUUACGUCUCGGGCGAGCGUCAGGAGGCGCCGCGCCGGAUGCUGAUCGCCGAGCUCGGCUCUCUCGGCCUGGAGCUCACCAAGCUUUCGCAGCUGACGGGGGACAAUAGAUACUACGAUGCUGCGCAGAGGGUUGCCGACGAGUUGGAGAAGUCGCAGCAAAAGACAAAGCUGCCGGGGAUGUGGCCCGUCUUGGUCAACGCCAAACAGCUGAGGUUUGAUGUCGAUCGAAUGUUUACUCUAGGUGGCAUGUCAGAUUCGACAUAUGAGUACCUUCCCAAGCAGUACAUGAUUCUCGGUGGCGUUUUGGAGCAACCGAGGAAGAUGUACGAGGACUUUCUCGGAGUUGCCAAGAAAUACCUAUUGAAGAGGGUUCUCAACCGGGAUAAUGAGUCACUUAUCAGCUCCGGAGAUAUUUACAUCAAGGGAGGCAAGGGAGGCGCCGAUGAGGCCGCUCAGUACACACCGAGGGCGCAACACCUGACGUGUUUUGCCGGCGGCAUGGUCGGCAUCGGGGCCAAGAUCUUCAGCAAGCCAGAUGAUCUCGACGUUGCCCUGCAGCUGACGGACGCAUGCGUCUGGGCAUACAACUCGACGGCGUCGGGGAUCAUGCCCGAGAUAUUUUCUUUUGUGGACUGUGGAUCUGUCACAAAGCCCCGGGGCGAGGACUGCACUUGGAGCGAGACCAAAUGGCAAGAUGCUGUCGGGAGUACACUGAGCAUAGGGAAAGAUGAUUCGGGAAGGGAUACACUCAUCGAGCAUACCAUUAACAAAAAGCGUCUUUCGCCCGGGUUCACAGACAUCAGCGACAGGAAGUAUAUCCUGAGACCCGAGGCCAUCGAGUCCGUAUUCAUCAUGUACCGGAUCACAGGGGACGCAAAAUGGAUGGACAAGGCUUGGAAUAUGUUCAGCUCUAUUGAGAAGCACACGCGGACCAAAAUCGCGGCGGCGAGCCUGGACGAUGUCACCAGGAGGGAUCCGCACAAGGUGGACAGUAUGGAAAGCUUUUGGCUCGCUGAGACGCUCAAGUACUUUUAUCUUGUCUUCUCCGACUUUGAUGUCGUUAACCUUGACGAGUGGGUAUUAAACACAGAGGCUCACCCGUUGAAAAGGCCAUGAGGCUGCGGGAUGGACAUAAUGUAGGUAGUGAGUGGAGGACGCGUGUUUGUUUUUGGUGGUGCAUGCAUGAUGAGUAC